Molecule: messenger RNA, 423 nt
Organism: Dictyostelium discoideum AX4
Lineage: Eukaryota; Evosea; Eumycetozoa; Dictyosteliales; Dictyosteliaceae
Product: cellulose-binding domain-containing protein
Exons: 2
Coding region: 1-423 (140 amino acids)
Molecular function (GO): carbohydrate binding
Source: RefSeq, a predicted model, not a curated record
AUGAGAGUAUUAAAUUUAUUAUUACCAAUAUUAUUAAUAAUAGGAAUUGUAUCCUGCUCAAGUAAUGUUUAUUAUUGUAAUUCCAAUGACCCAAAUAAUUAUUGCAAAGAUGUUAUUAUUACACAAAAGGAAAUUGGGAAUUGGAACCAAGGAAAUAGAGGUGGUGCAGAAUAUACUCAAUGGGAAGUAACAUUAGAAAAUAAAUUAGAUUUUAGUUUAACACAAUUUUACAUUUUAAGAGAUUAUACACUAAAAAUUAGAGAUAGAAAAUCAAUUUGGAAUGUACAAGAAAUUGAAAGUACCAAUAAUUUAAUUUUACCAACUUAUCAAAAUUCAAUUGGUUCAAAAAGUAAUUGGAUUUUUGGUUUCAUUUUACAAGAUUCUGAACCUGCUAAUUUAACAUUAGAAGCAAUAUCAUUUUGA